Messenger RNA from Centropristis striata (black sea bass), 1600 nucleotides. RefSeq names its product caseinolytic mitochondrial matrix peptidase proteolytic subunit (gene clpp). The transcript has 8 exons. The record is from RefSeq and is a predicted model, not a curated record. Lineage: Eukaryota; Metazoa; Chordata; Actinopteri; Perciformes; Serranidae. Bases 249 to 1052 code for a protein of 267 amino acids. Gene Ontology annotation, cellular component: endopeptidase Clp complex. Gene Ontology annotation, biological process: protein quality control for misfolded or incompletely synthesized proteins. Gene Ontology annotation, molecular function: ATP-dependent peptidase activity; ATPase binding; serine-type endopeptidase activity.
AAUUCUAUUUAUUUUUGUAUUUUAUUUUACUUUAUUUCAACUGCUCUGAAUGUACAAUAUUGAUGUGAUUAGUAUUAUAAGUUUUACUGUUAAUUGAUGUUCAAACGUGCAAGAAAUGUUUAUUUUUGUAAUUUUCAAUAAAGCAUUGGAGAAAAAAACAGAAGAAGAAGAAGAAGAAGAAGAAGAAGAAGAAGAAGUGUUUCCGGUUGAGUUGGGGGUCAGACUGAGAGACACCUGGAUCACUGAUCAUGCUGUUACAGAGAGCGCUGCGUAUCGGAGGGCUGACGCUGAGACUCAGCAGGUCUCUGCACCACAGUCCGGUCUGGAGGAGUCCUCUGAUCCCCAUCGUGGUGGAGCAGACGGGGAGAGGAGAGAGAGCGUACGACAUCUACUCUCGUCUGCUCAGAGAGAGAAUCAUCUGUGUGAUGGGUCCUAUCGAUGACUCUGUGGCCAGUCUGGUUAUUGCUCAGCUUCUCUUCCUGCAGUCAGAAAGCAACAACAAACCCAUCCACAUGUACAUCAACAGUCCUGGCGGUGUGGUGACCGCAGGUCUGGCCAUCUACGACACCAUGCAGUACAUCCUGAACCCCAUCUCCACCUGGUGUGUGGGUCAGGCAGCCAGCAUGGGCAGCCUGCUCCUGGCAGCAGGAACCUCCGGGAUGAGGCAUUCACUGCCCAACGCUCGCAUCAUGGUCCACCAGCCGUCAGGGGGGGCCCGGGGUCAGGCUACAGACAUCGCCAUCCAGGCCGAAGAAAUCCUGAAGCUGAAGAGACAGAUCAAUAAUAUCUACUCUAAACACACGGGACAGCUGCUGGAGACCAUCGAGUCUGUGAUGGAGAGAGACCGCUACAUGAGUCCCAUGGAGGCCCAGGACUUCGGCAUCAUCGACCGGGUCCUGGUCCACCCCCCCCAGGCCGGCCAGGACGAGCCUGAGCUGGUCCAGAAGGAGCCAGCACCAGCAGCCAGCUCCCCCUCCCAGCCAGAGUCCACGGGGCCGGACCAGAGCCUGUCUGGGACCAGCCCCCCCUCCUCGUAUAAACCUGAACCAUGAACCACAUGGACCAGCCCCCCCUCCUCGUAUAAACCUGAACCAUGAACCACAUGGACCUGGUUCUCCUCUCAUAAACACUCUGCAGGCUCCAGGGUUCAGACACAGACCGGCCCCCCUUUUACCUUUUUAAAUUACUUUAGACGUGAUUCCUGAUGAGAUAAGUCCCAGAGCUGAUGGCUUAAAGUCCCCCAGAGUUAGACCCCGACCCGUCUGAGGCAGAUACUGAGGGAUGAUGAUGAUGAUGAGGAUACUGAUGAAGAUGAAGAUGAGGUAACUGAGGGGUUAAUGGAGCGUCUUCAUCUGUAGCUUGUUGCUGCAGAGACGUCCUCUGACAGUGGACAGGACCUGUGCAACUUCUAACUCAAUACUCAUAUUUGUAAUAAAUAAAUAUUGACCUCAAUUCACAAAACAUGAACUUGUUCUUGUUCUAUAUUUGUCUCAUAUUCACCCUGAGAUCAAAGUAACUCAACUCUGUCAUCUAUAAAAGCAAGAAGUGUUUGUGUGUGUCAAGGUUAUUAUAGUUAACGAAAACUAGAAUUGAAAAACAU